AAAGGAAGGACAUUAACCGGCUGGUCUCCUUCAGAUGCCUUUGACAAUGAGCUCAUCUUCAAAACUCUCAAAGAAAUCAUCGAGGGGAAAACUGUGCAGAUCCCCGUGUACGACUUUGUCACCCAUUCCCGGAAGGAGGAGACGGUGACCGUCUACCGCGCGGACGUGGUGCUCUUCGAAGGCAUCCUGGCCUUCUACUCCCAGGAGGUGCGCGACCUGUUCCAGAUGAAGCUCUUCGUGGACACGGACGCGGACACCCGGCUCUCCCGCAGAGUGUUAAGAGACAUCAGCGAGAGGGGGAGGGACCUGGAGCAGAUCUUGUCCCAGUACAUCACCUUCGUCAAGCCCGCCUUCGAGGAGUUCUGCCUGCCGACAAAGAAAUACGCGGACGUGAUCAUUCCGAGAGGUGUAGACAAUCUCGUGGCCAUCAACCUCAUCGUGCAGCACAUCCAGGACAUUCUCAACGGAGGGCCGUCCAAGCGGCAGACCAACGGCUAUCUCAACGGCUGCACGCCCGCACGCAAGAGGCAGGCCUCCGAGUCCAGCAGCCGGCCGCACUGACCCGCCCCGGGCCCUGCCCCGCUCCCGGGCACGGCGGCGGCAGGGGCUCGGCCGUCUGUACAGACGGUUUCCUAUGACUCUGCUUAUUUAAGAAAACAACACGGAAAAGAAAUGCCUUUGAUCUUGAAACGGAACUUGACCCCGAGCUUACACGACGAACUGUGCCAACUACCACUGGUGAUGCCUAAUCGUGCCCACCUGUACCAGUUACCAAUACACACGCAUAUAUAAAAGGAUCUAUUUUUGUGUAAAUGUACAAAAUCCUGUAAA
Molecule: messenger RNA, 831 nt
Organism: Myotis lucifugus (little brown bat)
Lineage: Eukaryota; Metazoa; Chordata; Mammalia; Chiroptera; Vespertilionidae
Gene: UCK2
Product: uridine-cytidine kinase 2
Exons: 5
Cellular component (GO): cytosol; cytoplasm
Molecular function (GO): ATP binding; kinase activity
Source: RefSeq, a predicted model, not a curated record